Messenger RNA from Spirometra erinaceieuropaei, 389 nucleotides. The record is from the annotation of a GenBank genome assembly. NCBI's taxonomy places the organism in Eukaryota, Metazoa, Platyhelminthes, Cestoda, Diphyllobothriidea, Diphyllobothriidae.
AUGGAAAGUAAAUCCGAACUUGCAUGCGUGUACGCCGCUCUAAUUCUGGCCGAUGAUGAUGUCGACGUCACAGGUAGGUUGACUUAAUGCUCUAGUUUCCCGUAGCCGACAAAAUCAACGCUAUCCUUAAAGCAGCCAACGUAAAAUUCGUCGAGCCGUACAUGCCAGGACUUUUUGCUGGCGCUUUAGCCGGGCGUAAUGUCAAGGAGAUGAUUGCGUCCAUGGCCGCGCCUGGCGCUGCUGCUGCCGCCCCGGCAGCCGCCGCCCCCGCCGCUGCUGCUGCUGCUGCUUCCGAAUCAAAGGGGAAGGAAGCCGCUCCCGCGAAGGAGGCUGCGAAACCCGAGUCUGAAGAGUCCGACGAUGACAUGGGCUUCUCUCUGUUCGACUAG